Rosa rugosa (rugosa rose) is the source of this 681-nucleotide messenger RNA. RefSeq names its product inactive beta-amylase 9-like. The record is from RefSeq and is a predicted model, not a curated record. Gene Ontology annotation, molecular function: beta-amylase activity. Bases 1 to 681 code for a protein of 226 amino acids. Lineage: Eukaryota; Viridiplantae; Streptophyta; Magnoliopsida; Rosales; Rosaceae. The transcript has a single exon. Gene Ontology annotation, biological process: polysaccharide catabolic process.
AUGCGCACCUCACUUCAACAGUUUACCUCGGACAGAGGGGUGCCGGAAUGGGGAUCAUCUAUUCCGGAUGAGAAGGAAUUUUUGUCAAACGCUGGCUGGAAGACAGAGCAUGGGAGAUUUUUCCUGGAAUGGUACUCUGAUAUUCUUGUGUCCCAUGCAGAAUGCAUUUUGAGGCAAGCCGAACAGUGUCUGUCUCAUGUUGGAAUUUCAGCAAAAGUGGCCAAAAACCUGUAUCAGGAAUAUUAUAAGUUUGAGGCACCGUUGUUUACUUGGACUGCUGGGUAUUACUGCAUCCCCCUUCGUAACAUGUACACCCGGAUUGCUGUUGUAUUUGGCUGCUACGUUAUAAAUCUGUGCUGCCCGGACUGUGGUUUGGAGGAUGACAGGGUCGAAAAAGUCUUGGGACUGUGGUUUGGAAUGUCGAUGGGUGAGAGUACAAGAGUUUCAAGUACAACAAUAAUGGCAGGUGAAAUAUCGAUGCCCGGAUCGGAAAGUUUUGAUGAAGUACUGGGUGUGAGACUUGCAAGACUGUACAACUUUCUGCACCACUUCAAGACUGCACUUGGACUUUCUGUAACCGUGAAACUGUCAUUCAACUUCAGGGUAAGCAGGAUUGAAGACUUUAACGUGGCUGAGUACAGGAAGUUUCUUCGCAGCUUUUAUGCUGGUAUACUGGGCUGA